ACCUGGACUGAGUGGGGUCCCGAGAGUGAGCUCCGGGUUGGGAGCGAGCUGGGACAGCGUGCCGGGCCGGCGGGCAGGGGCGGGCCGGGCCGGGCCCCGCGAUGGCGAUGUUCCGCAGCCUGGUGGCAUCGGCGCAACAGCGGCAGCACCCGCCGGCCGGGGCCCCAACCAGUGCCCCGCAGCCCCCUGCCGGGCCCGGCGCCGGCGGCGAAAGCGGCCUGGAGGCCCAGUACAGCUGCCCCAUCUGUCUGGAGGUCUACCACCGACCCGUGGCCAUCGGCAGCUGCGGACACACAUUCUGUGGGGAGUGUUUGCAGCCAUGUCUCCAGGUGCCAUCUCCACUCUGCCCACUCUGCCGAAUGCCCUUUGACCCAAAGAAAGUGGAUAAAGCCUCCAAUGUGGAAAAGCAGCUGUCAUCUUAUAAAGCUCCAUGCCGAGGCUGCAGCAAGAAGGUGACUCUUGCAAAGAUGAGAUCACACAUUUCUUCCUGUGUGAAGGUCCAGGAGCAGAUGGCCAGCUGUCCCAAGUUUGUCCCUGUAGUGCCGACGUCCCAGCCCAUUCCCUGCAACAUCCCAAACAGAUCUACCUUUGUCUGUCCAUACUGUGGAGCCCGAAAUCUGGACCAGCAGGAGCUGGUGAAGCACUGUAUGGAGAACCACCGCAGUGACCCCAACCGAGUGGUCUGUCCAAUCUGCUCUGCCAUGCCCUGGGGGGACCCCAGCUACAAGAGCGCCAAUUUCCUGCAGCACCUGCUCCAUCGACACAAAUUCUCCUAUGACACCUUUGUGGACUACAACAUCGAUGAAGAAGCGGCGUUUCAGGCGGCCCUGGCGCUGUCCCUCUCUGAGAACUGAAGGCGGCCCUGGCUGUCCCACGUGGAGGGACAAGAGGCUCGCUCGUUCCUCAGGCCUCCCCGCACCUUGAUUUGAAUUGCACCUUUUGUCACUAGUUGAGCAGGCCGAGCCCAGGGGUCCGCCCUCAGCACCCUCCCGGGAGGGGGGAUUGAUGCACCUUUUACUGUUCGAAGGUUCAGCCGGUGAGCUCUCUUCUGGCUAGAGUUGAUUUGUUUGAUGUUUGGAGACCCAGGUGAUGCCUAAAGAGCAGCUGAGUGGAGGGAGGGAUGUUGGCUCUGGCAAACAGAGCAUCCGGUUGUCUUCUUUUUUUUCCUGAACACUGGUCUGGCUUUCAUGCUUCUAAAGACUAGAUGGAGAGCCCUGACUCUGUCAUUGCUGAUCCGGACAGGUUAGAUCCAUUUAAGGGGAGCAGAGUCCUAACAUCUAGCAUCCAGUAAAAUUUCCACCUUGCUCAUUUGGUACCAGCUUUUGUGAUACUUAGAGAUUCUGGCAUUUUUCUAUAUUAACCAGUGUGAUAAUCUUUUCACAUUUUAUAGAGUGAGGAAAAAGCAGUUACUCUUCAUAUUGCAAUAUCUGUGUUUGACUAGGAACAAUAGUAUUUUUAUGGAACAUUUAAAAAUAUAUAUAUAUUUUUUAAAAAAUCAAAAAAUAAACCCUAGUAUAGGAUCAGCAUUGGGGGCAUGAUAGGGAGCCUGGGUAAGCCAGAACCAAACGUGCUUAUGUGAUUUUUGAGAUGGCCAUGUUCAUUAGAUUAUUUUUAUAUUUUUAAAGGUUUUCGCUGUGUCUGUUUACCUUUUGCUUAAUCAAAAAAGAGGCUCCCAGCUCCAUGUGCAAGCAGUGAUGCUACUGGGGUAUCAGGUACCGGGGCCUCAAUGGAUCUUCACAGCGGAGUUGCUCCCAGAUUUAGGAGAAGACUAGACAAGAAGGGAAAAUAGAGGUAAAGAGGUGGCUCCCCAGUCCCUUUUUAUCACCUUUCCAAAGAGAUGACUGGAAUUCUCAGGCAAAGGCUUGGGGACAGCCUCACUGAAUGAAUGGGGUCUGUAGCCUCCCAAUGGGUCAGGGAAGCAGCUGUGAGGAGCCAUGGACCAUUUUUCCUAGCUGAUAUCUGCGCUCAGCAUUGGGAUUUGGGAAGAAGUUCGUUAAGCUUUCUGGUUUGUUUACUGAUGUAAAUUAUUGUUUUCUUUUUUAAAAAAUGAAAUAAAAAAUUUCAGAGCAUCUACA
This is a messenger RNA of Antechinus flavipes (yellow-footed antechinus), 2075 nucleotides long. RefSeq names its product ring finger protein 166 (gene RNF166). The record is from RefSeq and is a predicted model, not a curated record. Bases 102 to 854 code for a protein of 250 amino acids. The transcript is spliced from 6 exons. Lineage: Eukaryota; Metazoa; Chordata; Mammalia; Dasyuromorphia; Dasyuridae. Gene Ontology annotation, biological process: protein polyubiquitination; ubiquitin-dependent protein catabolic process. Gene Ontology annotation, molecular function: ubiquitin protein ligase activity.